Molecule: messenger RNA, 3602 nt
Organism: Astyanax mexicanus (Mexican tetra)
Lineage: Eukaryota; Metazoa; Chordata; Actinopteri; Characiformes; Acestrorhamphidae
Gene: ube2z
Product: ubiquitin-conjugating enzyme E2Z
Exons: 7
Coding region: 533-1732 (399 amino acids)
Biological process (GO): negative regulation of apoptotic process
Cellular component (GO): nucleus
Molecular function (GO): cysteine-type endopeptidase inhibitor activity; ubiquitin conjugating enzyme activity
Source: RefSeq, a predicted model, not a curated record
UUUCCAGUGUUGGAGGACUCGCUGGACAUUAAAACUUCACUUUUCGGUUUCGUUUUUAGGAGUUUACCGGCAGAUGGCGUUAUGAUUUUCCUCCCUUACAUGAGAAGGAAGUAGCUGAACGAAAUAACACGGUAAUGAAAAUUUGAGACUAACUAAAGCGGAGGUGAGAACGAUAGUAGAGUGUAAGUUUUCUGUGUGUAUGUGGUUUAACUUUGACUUUAUUUAUACAGCGUUCCGUGAAAUCAGCUGCUUGGCCGGUUAGCGUCAAAUCGUUUAUUAGAGUGGAAAUCGCCUACAGGGUAUGUUAUGUUUUAGGGUGGGAAAGAAGCUGGGGACGAUGGGGCUCUCUCUCUCCGCCCCGCUGCGCUGUAACGUAUAAUAAAUACCUAUAUAAGCUAUUAAAGUAAUAACCUAGCCCGAAGAACUGCGAGGAGAAGCUGGUCAAAGUGACAACUCUAGCUUUAUCUAGGUUAAAUUGCUGUCAGGGUGUUUGGGGCCAUUAUAGCUAACCAGCUAAUAGUGAGCCUCAACCAUGGCGGAUAGCGUUGGAGAGGGGUCCAACGGCGCUGUUGGAGCGAGUCAGGGAGCUGGAGCCCAGUUGUCAGCGAGUUUGGGUCACUCUUUGCCGGGGCACUCGACCAGCGGAGCUAACCCGGCCUCCCCGCCUCCUGCCGCGGCUGCAGAGACUGGCCUAGCCGCGGUGCCUCCACCUGCUAUAGCACACAACAUCACCUCGGUCUUGGAGAGCGGACCCGGCGUCGCCGUGCUCAGCCACGCCGUGAGCUCCAGCAUCUCGGCCCCUGCGGCCGUGCCUCCCUCGCUCCCACCCAGCAUCGGCCUGGGGGUCACCGGGGCUCCGCCGAGCUUAGCCGGAGCCGGCCUUCUGUCCCAGAUUCACGCCACGUCCUGGGACCCCACUCUAAGCACAGACUGGGACAACGAGAAGGCUUCGCAGCAGUGCAUUCUCCGGAUAAAAAGAGACAUUAUGUCCAUCUACAAGGAACCUCCCCCUGGAAUGUUUGUGGUUCCAGAUCCUCAUGAUAUGACCAAGAUCCAUGCCCUUAUCACAGGUCCUUUUGACACCCCAUAUGAGGGGGGGUUCUUCCUCUUCCUGUUUCGUUGCCCACCUGACUACCCCAUCCACCCUCCACGUGUCAAACUCAUCACUACUGGUCACAACACAGUACGCUUUAAUCCCAACUUCUACCGCAAUGGUAAAGUCUGCCUCAGCAUUCUUGGCACAUGGACAGGACCUGCAUGGAGCCCCGCUCAGAGCAUCUCCUCAGUCCUUAUCUCCAUCCAGUCCCUGAUGACUGAGAAUCCUUACCACAAUGAGCCAGGAUUUGAGCAGGAGAGGCACCCAGGCGACAGCAAGAACUACAACGAGUGCAUUCGCCAUGAGACCAUGCGCGUGGCUGUCUGUGACAUGCUGGAGGGGAAGGUGCCGUGUCCCGAAGCCUUGUGGAGUGUGAUGGAGAAGUCAUUUUUGGAGUACUAUGAUUUCUAUGAAGGAGUCUGCAAAGAACGUUUGCACCUACAGGGACAAAACAUGCAGGAUCCUUUUGGUGAAAAAAGAGGCCGCUUCGACUACCAGGGUCUGCUCGCCCGUCUCGGCGCCACACAAAAGCGCUUGCGGGAGAAGUGUCCACCGGAGGACAAUGAUGGAGACUCGGACUCUGACACCAGCUCAUCUGGAACAGACCCAGACAGCCAGGGCAGCUCACAGCCAUAGAGCGGGCGCCCUCUAUAGGCUACAAUGCAGGAGUCAGAGAAAGCAGUUUGCUCUGGACGCUUUUCAGUAAGCAACAUACACAGAACUUGGAGAGAAGCUCCAGUAUCUGGUUGUGAAGCACAGGGGAUAGUUUACCCCUGCCCAGUUUCAUUUGAUUGAUUUUUCCUCUGUCUCUGUUCCUCUGCUAGCCAAUGGCUGCCUUUCAUUUUGUUUCUGUUUUCUUCUCUGAGAAAGAGAAGUCCAGUCAAUAGUGGAAAUGGGACUAGAAAGGUUGACAUUUGAGUGUUUGUGUGUAUAUGUGUUGAUGUACAUGCAAGCUCCUCAGCAGGUCAGCACACACUCUGCCUUUUUGGAGCACAUGUUUCUGUGCCCCCCUGCUCUUCACUUCUUCUGGUGGUCAGCCACACAAAGCAGAGGUAAGUUAAGAGUGACCGACACCUCACCCCAGAACAGGUCCUCAUACGGUUAGUGCACCUGUGCCACUCCUGCAAACGGUUUGUUAAUCUCUUCUCUUUCACUCAUGUCUUGACAGUAAUCAGCAUUUAUAUCUCCACAUUAAUUGAAUCAUUAAAAAAAUAUUUUGAAUAUUAUGAAUGGAGUCAUAAUUUCAACAUGAAUUCAUAAUGAAUUGCUUUACAUGAUCUAUGAAAAAGGAAAAAAAUGAUGCAACUAUAAAACAAAUGUAUAUACUUAAAUAUUGUGCAUAGAAAAGUUUUAUUUUAAUGUUAAAUGUGCAUUAAAUGCUUUUGAAUGGGUCUGGUGUGAUUGAUAUCCUUGGCCAGUAGACUGAUCAGUUGAUUUUCUCUUAUGGGAAGAGUCGUCCUGUGGGUGUUUUUCUGUUUGUACAGUCAAAGGACAUUGUCUGUUGUUUCAGCCUGAUUAAAUAUGUUAAAUAAGAACAUAAGGGCUCUCCUUUCUUUUGCAAUGGAUCUGAUGAGACAAAAGAAAAGCUUCAAACUGACCUCUUUUUUAUGACACAGACUAGUCUGCCUUUUCUGUCAUUAUUGGCCUAAAAUGUAUGAUUUAAUAAGAAAUGCCUGACACCAUUCCCAACCCCCAACCCCCCCCCCCCCCCCCCCUUUUUUUUUUUUUUUUUUUUUUUUUUUUUUUAUCUAUGAAGAUAAAAGUGGUCUCUUGUCUUGCACUGUACAAAACAUUCUUCUGUUGAUCUCCAGUAACCUGAAAUUGACUUCUUUGGGGAAAUGUAUCUGAUCACAGUGUAAACUUCAGAAAUGUAGGCAUUUAAAUUUUCUAAAUAGCAUUUGAUACUUCUUUAAAAAUCUAUCUUUUUCUUGUGGGCGAUGUGUGCAGAUGUGAAUAAAAACAAUUUCUUUAAGGGUUAAAUAACCCUCACAUGAUGUAAAACUUGUACAUCAGUUUAGAGUUUGUUUUUUGUUUUUUACAGCAGUGGUGUAUAACCAGGGAUGCAGAGUACUGGUACUACUAUGGGGUUGUUGUCCAUAAAUGUAUUUUUUUCUUUUCUGUAAUUCUAUAAAAUUUCAGAUACUGGGCCAGUUUUCUAGGCUGGGAUUAAGCCUAGUCUUGGAUUACACAUCAUUUUGAAUGGAGAUUUUCCAUUGAAAGAAGAACAUGUGCUACAACUAAGAUUAAUCCUGGUGUGCGGAAACUUCAUUAUGUCAGUUAUAUGCAAAACUAUAAGUGCAGAAUUGUAUGUAUGAUGCACUUAUUGAUUGGUCUGGCAGGAUAUAGCAACAUGACUGACACAGCUAGCUGGUGGAUUAGCAGGCUAGUUAAAUUAACACCUAAGUAUCUAAGCCUGAUUAAAACAUUUCUAUGUUACUGUAGGAGUUUUGCCCAUAUUGAAUAAAUGUUUAAAAUCAGAGUCUUUCAAUAAACUUCCUGAGGCCUA